Podarcis raffonei (Aeolian wall lizard) is the source of this 1656-nucleotide messenger RNA. It is a transcript of the gene UCMA, whose product is annotated as upper zone of growth plate and cartilage matrix associated. Gene Ontology annotation, biological process: embryonic skeletal system development; regulation of osteoblast differentiation. The transcript is spliced from 5 exons. Gene Ontology annotation, cellular component: extracellular matrix. The record is from RefSeq and is a predicted model, not a curated record. NCBI's taxonomy places the organism in Eukaryota, Metazoa, Chordata, Lepidosauria, Squamata, Lacertidae. Bases 1212 to 1631 code for a protein of 139 amino acids.
CCAUGGACCAGAGCACACCAGGCACUCCUGUCUUCCACUGCCUCUUGCAGUUUGGUCAAACUCAUAUUAGUAGCUUUGAGAACACUGUCCAGCCAUCUCGUCCUCUGUCGUCCCCUCCAUCUUUCCCAACAUCAGGGUCUUUUCCAGGGAGUCUUCUCUUCUCAUGAGGUGGCCAAAGUACUGGAGCCUAAGCUUCAGAAUCUGUCCUUCCAGUGAGCACUCAGAGCUGAUUUCCUUAAGAAUGGAUAGGUUUGAUCUUCUUGCAGUCCAUGGGACUCUCAAGAGUCUCCUCCAGCACCAUCUACAUUACUCCAUCAAAAAAGGAAUCAGGUCUUCAUAAAGAAUCAUUAGCAAAGCAUCAUCAGCAUUGUCCAUAUGGGACAGACAUUUACACCCAGCCUCUGUUGUUUGCCUCCUCCAAGAAAGUGCAUCCUGAUUGUACUAAAUUGUGGUAAGGCUCUAUCCUGUCCACCUUCUUCCUGAAAAUAGUGAGCUCAUGAAACUCAAUAACUUACUUUUCCAUUCACCAGAUGUGUUUUUUUCAGCAACUGUGCCUAGUACCUACCUUUUGCCUUAGGCACAAGUUCAGAGAUGUGAUGGGGUGAAGGAGAGGGAAAGAUGUUACCUUUAUGCCCUGCUGGUCACUACUGGAAACAGUUGGAAGCAGAGUACUGGAUUUGGUGGUCCUUUGGUCUGAUGCACAAGGUUCCUCACAUAGUGAAUUCAGUUGCAACUGAAAACUAGAUGCAAUCAGGCACAUAUAUUAGCUCUGCCACCACCCUAAAGUUGCAGCUGCUACUACCCUCGCCACCCAGGUGCCCUUCAGCAGUCAGACUGUUUCUUGCUUACAUCUGUACUUCCCUGUCACCAUUUUUGCAAAUAAUAUGUCUGGUUUCCAUGAGUCUCCCCACUUUGCCUCGCUGUUCACAACUCAUUCCCCGCUGGGUGUGUGUCUCAGAGCCAGCAUGUUUGCUACACACUUGUUCCUAUGCUGAGUUUUCCAUGCUCCCUUGAACCUGCCUCUGCAGCCAAGGCGGGAGCUCCCAAGUCAAGUGCCAUCCAGGGUUCCUCCUCUCUCCCCCCCACCCUCAGGGAAGAGCAUCACUUUCUGCUUCAUUUCCUAGAAAGAGAACAGGACUCUUUUUAUUCUUUUUUCUGUGUGCAAAAGUCGCUGUGACAUUCAUUACUGUGCUGGCUGGAACACGGCAGAGAUGAAGUGGAAGCAAGUGCUUUUUUGUUCCUGCCUCAUGGCUUUAGUGCUUCUGAUUGUUCUUGAAGAAGGUGGUGCCGUGGCUGUGGAGUCCAAGAAAGCAGCAGCUGGGGAACUCAGCAAGGAAAGUGUUAAAAAGAGAGUCUUCAUGAAGGAAUCAGAUGCCUCUAACUUUUUCAAGAAAAGAGGCAAAAGAUCUACCAAGACCAGAGACGAGCUCAAUGCCGAGACCCGCCAGAUGCUGGCUGCUGACGAACAAAGGAGGGAAUACUAUGAGGAGCAGAGGAACGAGUUUGAGAACUUUGUUGAGGAAGAGCGUGAUGAGCAGGAUGAGAGAAGCCGAGAGCAGAUUGAGCAAUGGCGCCAGUACCAUUAUGAUGGUCUCUACCCACCGUACCUAUAUAACCGGCACAUUGUCUAGGGCAGAGAGGAAGAGCGGGGAACAC